Molecule: messenger RNA, 714 nt
Organism: Cryptomeria japonica (Japanese cedar)
Lineage: Eukaryota; Viridiplantae; Streptophyta; Pinopsida; Cupressales; Cupressaceae
Product: secoisolariciresinol dehydrogenase-like
Exons: 2
Coding region: 1-714 (237 amino acids)
Source: RefSeq, a predicted model, not a curated record
AUGUCACCAGCGAAUGUAAACCAUGGCAGCCCAGACAAUGCAUGUGAACCAUUUGACAGAAUUCCUGAAAGAAAUGUGGUCUCAUGGAAUGCGAUGAAUACAGGAUAUGCAUGGAAUGGAGUUUGCGAGGAAGCUCUCAAAACCGUGGGCAUAGGGAGAGCACAGACAGCGCACGUGAACAGUUUGAUAGGUGGAUCAAAUAGUAUAGGUGCAACCACGGCUAGGAAAUUUGUGGCAGAAGGUGCUUAUGUGUACAUUGUUGACAUCGAUGAAGAGGGAGGGGUUAAAGUUAGUCAAGAGCUUGAUGGGAAUGCUUCAUUUGUGAAGUGUGAAGUGGCAAUAGAGACCCAUGUGAAAGGGGUCAUAGAUCGAGCGAUGGAGGAGAAGGGGCGUCUAGAUAUCAUGAUGAACAAUGUGGGUAUAUUGCAUGCUCAUGGUAAUUUCAUCGCACAGGUCUCUGUUGAGACUUGGGAAAGAGUGAUAGCUGUGAAUGUUAUAGGAGCUAUGUUAGGAAUGAAGCACGUUGCAAGGGUCAUGAUUCCAUGCAACUCUAGUUCCAUACUCUUCAAUUGCAGUGUUUUGGGACUAAUGAAGAUUGAUAAUGCCUCUCAUGGUUACAUGGCUUCCAAGAAUGCUCUGUUGGGGUUUGAUGAAGAGUGUUGUAGUGGAGUUGGCAAAGGAAGGAAUAUGUGUGAAUGUUGUGUCAUCCUUUAG